This is a messenger RNA of Perca fluviatilis (European perch), 3164 nucleotides long. Its product is annotated as peroxisomal acyl-coenzyme A oxidase 3-like. Gene Ontology annotation, biological process: fatty acid beta-oxidation using acyl-CoA oxidase; lipid homeostasis. The transcript has 21 exons. Gene Ontology annotation, cellular component: peroxisome. Gene Ontology annotation, molecular function: FAD binding; pristanoyl-CoA oxidase activity; fatty acid binding. The coding region runs from base 356 to 2434 and encodes 692 amino acids. NCBI's taxonomy places the organism in Eukaryota, Metazoa, Chordata, Actinopteri, Perciformes, Percidae. The record is from RefSeq and is a predicted model, not a curated record.
CUAAACAGUGCUCGAGCCACAGCCAGCUGUACACAGGUCAUUGAGAAGCUAAAUAGAUACAGCGAUAUUACAGGGUAGUAGACACAGAGCCAUAAGCCUUAAACAACACGGUGUGUGACAGUGGACACGGCAGGCUUUAGCAGUCCCUUCAUCACUGUCUUCCAUUGGAACAGUCUGCUGUGUAACGUUAACUUACUGUACGUGCUGCAGGUAAACAGAGGCAUCUCUCCUCGAUCCGCUAGCUUCCUGCCCCCUGAAUCCACUGUGAAGAAGCCCGGUCUCAGGAGACAACACAGAAAGAGCAAAGUGCCUUAUUUCCCUGCUCGGUGAACCCCUUUAAUCUGAACACAAGACGAUGGCUGAUAAAGUGGCUGACUUUCCCAGUGGCCCGCUGGAUAUCUACAGGAACAAAGCCUCUUUCAACUGGAAGGACAUGCUCUGCUUCUUAGACGGAGAGGAAAUCAUUGCAUUCAAGCAACAAGUGUUCAAGGCACUUGAGAAUGACCCUCUGUUUGCACGUCGGCCCGGCGAAGACGUCCCUCUCGAGAAAAUGAGAGAGUUGACCUUCCUCAGGGCAAAGCAGCUCUUCUGCUAUGACUUCCUGACAAAAGAAGAGGUGAUGGCUAACCCCUGGAAGUCUAUAACGCUCAGUGAUUGCCUGGGCAUGUACGACUGGGCCUUGGGGGCCAAGUACUUUCUCAACAAAGGGCUGUUUGGACCAACAAUUGCCAACUCCGGAUCAGCGAGACACAGCAAAUACGUUGAAAACACUGAAGACAUGACGACGUUUGGAUGCUUUGGACUGACUGAGCUGAGCCACGGCAGCAACACCAGAGCCCUGAGGACCACAGCAACAUAUGACCCCUCCACCCAGGAGUUUGUGAUCAACUCUCCGGACUUUGAGGCCGCCAAGUUCUGGGUGGGGAACAUGGGUAAGACUGCGACCCACGCUGUGGUGUUCGCUCAGCUCUACACGCCUGACCAGGUGUGCCACGGCCUGCACUCCUUCGUUGUGGCGUUGAGAGAUCCCAAGACCCUGCUAGCUCUGCCUGGUGUGCUGGUUGGAGACAUGGGCAAGAAGCUGGGGCAGAAUGGACUGGAUAACGGGUUUGCUUUGUUUCAUAAUGUGAGGAUCCCUCGGGAGAAUCUGCUGAAUAAGACGGGAGAUGUUACUCCUGAUGGCCGCUACGUUACACCAUUUAAGGACCCCAACAAGCGUUUCGGGGAGUCUCUGGGUGCCCUGUCAGGUGGCAGGGUGUCCAUCACCAGGAUGGCUUUGGUCAACCUGAAGCUUGCUCUGACUAUCACCAUCCGCUUCUCAGCCACCAGGAGACAGUUUGGACCCAAAAACACAGAGGAGAUUCCUGUUUUGGAGUACCAGUUACAGCAAUGGCGUCUGAUUCCGUACCUGGCAGCAGCGUAUGCUCUUGAACACUUCUCCAAAUCCAUCUUCAUGAACUUUGUUGAGUUCCAGAUUGGACAGAUGAUGAGGGAGAAGAGUGACAGACAAGCAGAGAUGGGCAGGGAGAUCCAUGCUAUAGGCUGCUCCAGUAAACCACUGGGCUCAUGGAUUGCUCAGAGAGGGAUUCAGGAGUGUAGGGAGGCCUGCGGUGGACAUGGAUACCUGGCCAUGAACCGGCUGGGUGAUCUGCGUAAUGACAAUGACCCAAACUGCACAUAUGAAGGAGACAACAACGUCUUGCUGCAACAGACCGGCAACUACCUGCUCAGCUGGCUCCAUGCUAAACACCGAGAUGGUGUGCGCAUUGAGUCUCCUCUUCACACUGUGGAUUUCCUGGAUGAUUCCCACAAGAUCCUAGAAAGCAGGUUCACAGCAAGAAUGAUGGAGGAGUGUAUGGACUCUGCAGUGCCACUGGCAGCCUAUAAGUGGCUGGUGUGUUUCCUGCUGGAAGAGAGCCAGAAGAGGCUGGAGCAGGAGAUGGCCUCGGGAAAGGAGGAGUUCGAGGCCCGUAACAACAGCCAGGUCUACUACUGUCGCUCCCUGGCCAUGGCCUACAUAGAACACAACUGUCUCCAGAGGUUUCAUGAGCUGACUACUGAUACGGACACACCAGCUGGUCUCAGACCUGUACUCAGCAAGCUGUGUGCCCUGUAUGGGCUGUGGAGCCUCAGCAACCACAUGGCCACACUCUACCAGGGUAAUUACUUGAGUGGAAGGAAGCCCACAGACUUGGUCCAGAUGGCCAUUCUCACUCUCUGCUCCCAGCUGAAGGAUGAUGCAGUAGCAUUGGUGGAUGUUUUGGCACCUACUGAUUUCAUUCUCAACUCACCUAUUGGCAAUGCUGAUGGACAGCUUUACAAGAACCUGUGGUCGACAGUGAUGCAGGGCAGCCAGGUGCUGGAACGGCCUUCCUGGUGGAAAGAGUUCUGCUCAGACAAGCCGGUGGUCGGAUCCCUCCGUCCAAAACUCUAGAACCCACUCAACAACCUCACUUUACCACAUUCUAACUAAGUGCAAUUUAGAAUAUAAUGUCCAUACACACAACCUAUUGCCAAAAAAGUGUCCAAAAUCUUAUAAGUGUUUAUUAUGAAACGCUGGAGUCCUGUGCACUCUUAAGAACUCUGGAUGAGCUAAAGAACUCUUGAUUCAAAAUCAAAAAGACCUCAAAACAGUUACACUGAUAGAUACAAUUAUCACAAUCCCUUCAUAAACACACAUAGAAGCCUUGGACCUGCUCACCAGCACAUUCUCUAAAACCCUGCAUUUAAAUGUCGUGGCCACCACAUCAGAUAGGAUUGUAAACAGGACCUGCCAACGCUGCCCAGCUGAAAUGAAAUUGCAGAUUUUUCUGCUACAGCAUACUGAUCUUUUUUGUGAAUUACGUGUCAAGUCCUCAGAAUGGUGUAAAUCUUCUGUCUCCAAAAACAAAGACAUUCUGGGCCAAUCAAAUCAUUCCACUUUAAACUGUAUCAACAAAAAGAAGAAAUGAGACUGUCCUGUCAUUGGCUGACAGUGGUGCUUACCGGCACAGAGCAGAUGUGACCCAACACAGGAACUCACUAAUACACAACUCUUACUAAUUUCUCUUAAAGCUGCUGUAGGUAAGAUUGUGAAGAGCCAGGACUUUGCUAACAAAUUUGAACAUCGACAACUUCUCAGUCCCUCCCCCCUUUCUGCUGCAGCCCAAACCGUCUCCUAAGCC